This is a messenger RNA of Ostreococcus tauri, 276 nucleotides long. RefSeq names its product unnamed product. Bases 1 to 276 code for a protein of 91 amino acids. NCBI's taxonomy places the organism in Eukaryota, Viridiplantae, Chlorophyta, Mamiellophyceae, Mamiellales, Bathycoccaceae. The record is from RefSeq and is a predicted model, not a curated record. The transcript has a single exon.
AUGUCCAUCGAGAGCGACAUGCGCGCCCGCGACGCGGCGUACGAAUCGCAGUACUUCCACGAACAAGACGUUCGAGCGAUCAAAGCGCUCUCGCGAAAGGUUCGCGACGCGCACGCGCGGCAGGAGGGCUACUGCGCCGACUCGGAGGAAAUCGCCGAGCUCCGCAAACGCGUGCCCGAGACGACGACGUUCAGCGACGACGCGAUCGAGCGACUGAUGACGUGGAAACACGACGUCCUCGGGAACUCCGCGAGAGGCGGAACCGUGGGCGCGUGA